GAUUGAUAUUUUUAUGGACAGGAAAUUAGAACAAGAUGAUAAUCGUGGUUUACAGCAAGGUGUAAAGGAUAACAAAAAAACACCAAAUUUAUUCAGAAUAUUAUUAGAAAGAAAAACAGACACAACUCAAAAGGUGAAUACAAGCCCAACGGGAUAUCCGUCACUUCUAAGCAAUGCCGUCAGCUACACGUUAAACCAUCCAAUUAUUACGUUAGCAACGAACGACCUUAAUCAGGAUUUAGAUAUUGUGACAGAGUUUUUACCAUUUCCAAACCAACUGUCAUGUGACAUUCAAUUACUUAAUUUGCGGUUUAUACAUGAUAUGAAAGAAGGGGGAUCUAUACCUGGAGAGGGCGCUCUACUGUUGUUACAUCGUCAUGGGUUUGAUUGUAAAUAUCCAGCUACAGGUCUAAGUUGUUCAACCAAUCAAGGGAAGGUUUCCCUUGGUGAAAUGUUUCAUGAAGAUAUUAUAACUGUAAAAGAAACAACAUCAACAUCACUCACAAUGAUGCAUGAUAAAGAAACAAUUGAUACAAGUGUGUCACAAUAUAUUGAGCCUAUGGAGAUAAAAGCUUUUAGAAUGACAUUUUGAUAACCUAAAUAGAAAUAAGGAUAGUGCCAUCUAUUGUCUUUGUCUAGAAAUCUUCUGUAUGGCGCCCUCUAUAGGUUUUGAAGAGAAAUCAGACUGUACAAAGAAAGGUUUUUUAAUCUUGCAUUAUGAUGUCCACAAAUGAUGAAACUUUUGUGAUAGCGCCCUCUGUUGACUGUAGGAGGAAAUCCUCUAUAUGAAGUCCUUAAUUGGGUUCAAAGAAAAAUUAAAUGGCAUACUAUGAAUUCAUUAUUCACUGGGUUGCAAUUUCUCUGUUGUCGGAAUCAGUUCCUUUUGUACCUCCGAUCCCUAACCCUAACCCUACCUGCCAGCACUCCUCAUUUAAUUGUACAUGCCCCUCCUAAGUACAUCUAUAGUUAUCUAGAGGGGGGGGCAUAUACAAAUGAAUUGGGUAACUGGGAGUGAGUGUUAGAGUUGGGGAGUUUGAAAUGACAAUAAAACUCAGUGAAUAUGAUCAAAAUAUCAAAAUAAUGAAAUGAUAAGUCGGUGAAAAUGAGUGGUAUUACAGUAGGCCCACAACAUCAGUUUAAAAUAAGUUGUAAACAAUAUUUUGGUAUCCUCGGGGCGGAGCCACGUCAAAAGAUGUUCCACGUUCUAUGGGCUCUGUGCACGCUGCUGAGGAACGCAGAACGCCAAGCAAAGAGCCGGUGAAAAUUCAAGAAAACAGGAACUCAACUUUGAAGUAAUCCUGAACAAUCAAAUUUAUAUGCGUUACACAUGCAGGGGUAAUCUUGUUACACUGUUCAUGGGAGUCUCAACAACCAUCCCAAAGUACCAUUUCCUGAGAGUUUUCGGCCUUUGUUUUCACCGUGACGGUUGUCAUGCGGUGAAAAUGCCCGGAUGUCUGCCCCCGAGAAUACACGAGUAGAAAUUGUUGUUAUAGUGCCCAAUUGACUGAAUAUGAAAAAUGCUCUAUGCAAUACUGCAUUUAUUUGAUUAGAUGCCUACUUUGAAAUAUGAUUUUGAAGUUCUCGAUCUGAUGCAUAAAGCAAGAUUUGAGUUGAGGGAUUUUUAUGUGACUUAGCUCUGUGUACAUUGCAGCUUACAAAGUAUUUGUCUUUAAUGAUAAACUGUCUAUAAUUUUAAGUGCAUCUCAGUGUUUUUGUUUUACUAUCUGUUGUUUGACUUGUAUUCUUGUGCAGUAUACAUGACCUUUAAAAGGUUACACAUCCUGGUAUUUUGCAUGACCUUUGGAAGGUCAUACAUCCUGGUAUUUUGCAUGACCUCUAAAAGGUCACACAUCCUGGUAUUUUACAUGACCUCUAAAAGGUUACACAUCCUGGUAUUUUGCAUGACCUCUAAAAGGUCAAACAUCGUGGCACUUUGAGUUGCAAAUUCUUUAUUGA
Molecule: messenger RNA, 1956 nt
Organism: Saccoglossus kowalevskii
Lineage: Eukaryota; Metazoa; Hemichordata; Enteropneusta; Harrimaniidae
Product: alpha-mannosidase 2-like
Biological process (GO): protein deglycosylation; N-glycan processing; mannose metabolic process
Cellular component (GO): Golgi membrane
Molecular function (GO): carbohydrate binding; alpha-mannosidase activity
Source: RefSeq, a predicted model, not a curated record